Messenger RNA from Phanerochaete carnosa HHB-10118-sp, 531 nucleotides. RefSeq lists its product as uncharacterized. The transcript has a single exon. The record is from RefSeq and is a predicted model, not a curated record. NCBI's taxonomy places the organism in Eukaryota, Fungi, Basidiomycota, Agaricomycetes, Polyporales, Phanerochaetaceae. The coding region runs from base 21 to 269 and encodes 82 amino acids.
AACACUCACGCAUUUCUCAGAUGAACCGCAACCUCCGCAAGACACUCAACAUGCUCAACUUACUCAACCCUCCACCAGAAGAUCCGCCCACACCCGGGCCCUACGUCUUGUCACCGUCAAAAGCACGUCGUAUCGUGGCCCGCAUCAACGGUAUAGAACUCACCCCCCGUCGGCCCACGAGAGUCGCCAACUUAGGCAAGAGCAAGCCGGUGCCCAAUCCGCGUGCACAGCCGCCAGAGAUCCCGCAACCGGAUGAGGGCACCCCAUGACCCGAAGCCGCAAACGACGCAGGUCGGAAUCCGGAUCUGAACCCACGCUGGCCGCCAUACCAGGGAUGAAGAGGUGUUCUGGCACAGGACGCAGGUGAUGUCGGAGGGGUCGACGGUGAGACAGGAUGGCGAGAACGGAGGAUCGGUGGUGUCAGACAUAUCGAUCUGUUCGGAGAGCACCGUGAGAGGGAAGGGGAAGGGGAAGGGGAGGGAGACGUUGCCGGAUGAGGUCACGGUGUACGGCGGGCCACACGAUGCAGAG